AUGACCACCAAUCGGGUCAGACACAUUGUUGUGCUGGGCGCAGGUGUAAUUGGAUUAACCACUGCACUUAGCAUUCAGGAACGCGGUGGCUAUACUGUGUCCAUCGUAGCUGAGGCACUUCCAACGGACCCCAAAUCCAUCAAGUACACUAGUCAUUGGGCUGGUGCACAUCAUGUGAGUCAUGCGAAGGGGGAGCCUCGUCAGACCAAGAUCGAUCAAGAUACGUUUAGGGUCUUCUGGGAGCUUUCUGCCCCCGGUGGGCGAGCAGAACAUUGCUUCAUGAGGUUACAUCAAUCGGAAUUCUCUACCAAGGUCGUUGAAGGAGAGAAUUCACUAUCCUGGUAUCCAGACUUCAAGGUCGUUGAACAAAAUAGACUCAUUCCCGGAGCUGCCUAUGGCGUAGAAUUCUCAACCGUCACCAUCGACACGCCCGCGUACACGAAUUACCUUCUUUCUCGUUUCCUUGCAGCUGGAGGGUCCGUCAUUCGAGGUUCAGUGCAACAUAUCAACCAGGUCGUGGAAGGUGGUGCGCGUAUCUUCAGUGACCCCAAACGACCUUCUCCUGUCGAUGCUAUGGUGGUCUGUACUGGUAUAGGGGCCCUUACUUUGGGUGGAAUUGAGGAUAAGACGGUGUACCCGAUUCGUGGUCAGACCGUGCUCAUACGAGCACCCUGGGUCAAGUUCGGAAGGACCAUCAACUCACAUAACACCUGGACGUAUAUCAUCCCAAGGCCGUCUGGAGAUGUGAUUGUGGGUGGGACUAGGGUCGAGAACGACUGGUAUCCAAUUGCCAGGUCCGAAACGACAGAAGAUAUAUUGAAACGUGCAAUAACGUUGUGUCCGGAACUAGCGCCUCCAGAAAUACGGGCAAAGUGUACACCCACAAUCGACGACGUACGGCCCAUCAUCAUUGAAGAAGGGUGCGGCCAUCGACCUGCGCGCAAAGAUGGAAUCAGGUUGGAAGUUGUCUGGUUCCAAGGGAAGGACAAGAAGGUACCUGUGGUUACGAACUAUGGUCACGGCGCAUCAGGAUUCCAGUCUUCAUGGGGUUCAGCCGCGAUUGCUGUCGAGUUACUCGAAGAUUCUCUUAUAAAGUCUAAGCUUUGA
Marasmius oreades (fairy-ring Marasmius) is the source of this 1107-nucleotide messenger RNA. RefSeq lists its product as uncharacterized. Gene Ontology annotation, molecular function: D-amino-acid oxidase activity; FAD binding. NCBI's taxonomy places the organism in Eukaryota, Fungi, Basidiomycota, Agaricomycetes, Agaricales, Marasmiaceae. Bases 1 to 1107 code for a protein of 368 amino acids. The transcript has 7 exons. The record is from RefSeq and is a predicted model, not a curated record.